GAACAUAGGAUGCUCUCUCAAGUCCUCGUGCACUAAGAUACAAGCGCUGUUCAUCAACUCAUGAACAGUCGAAUGUUCAAGCCGAAUAGGCAAAGAUAUUCAUUCUCUUGUUAUCGUCGCAAUCAAUAAUGAUUUGAUUAGAUCAUGAGGCACGCAGAACAUGUACAGUCCAUGGCAAUUGUGGUGGAGAGUAAUCUUGCAGUGGGAACAUGGUCGUGGACAUUAGGAGCAGCAGCAGCAGCAGCAGUCAUCUGGGGUAAACGGCUCGAGCCGCGCAUGCAGGCUCGCCACCCGCAAUACAUUGUGCAUUUGCCUGCCGAGAAAGUCGGGGUGCGGAUCAUGGCGGAGAAACGACGAUGGACAGGAACUCUGCGGACCGUAUACAGGAUGCCCGAAAGAGCCCGUCCGUUGUCGCCCGCAAACCCGUCUUCAUUCGAAACCGGCCGGACUCCGAUUCGACUCCGACUCGAUGGUUAUCGAUGGCUCGCGUGAUUCGCUUGUGUCACUUGGGAGCACCCGGAAAGUGGAGGGAGGAGGUAUCGAUCGAAACGCUGAAGCUCGGGGCCGAUGGUCGUGCGAAUGCGCGAGAGGCCACAGCGUAUAUACAUACGAGCGAGGGGGAGGUCCGCGUACGAGGUCUGAUGCAAGCCUGCUUUCGGUGGGUGGACCGGACCUCCGAUGACGCGGCCUCGGCGAGGGUUGCGAGCUUCCUACGUCUGCAAACGGCUCUUCGUCCACGUGACGGGGAUGAGGUACGAAAGCAAUAGUUGAUCCUCGUGCGGAAAAGGAGGAGGACGCACAUUUGCGAUGAUUCGAAAGCGAUGAAAAGGAACAAAAGGACAUCAUUCCAUGGAACUGUACUUGGGGCCAUAAUCAGUGAGAUGUACACGAAAAUCACCGCCGAGCACUGUUUUGUUGCUGCCUCUUGCGCUUUACACUGUGGCCAAGUUGGGAAGUCAACACUUUCUGGAGGUUCAAAUGAACAUGGUAUGUUCUCCCAAGGCCUCGUUCAAGUCUCAUUUACUGGAAAGCGGAGCAGCUCAGAGCAGCUCAUAGCGGUGGCACGAACAUGCUCCCAGUGAAAGAUCAUACCCCACAUUCGCAGACGAAAUCCUAAACCACCUCAUUGAUGAGAUGGGUUUAGCAACUGUGGUUGACGCAUAAAGUGAGGUCAACAGAUCCUGCAGCUUGGAUUAUUGUUCUAUCGUCUGUGCAGUACAAUGGCACCGAGUAGUUUAUUGUCAGGUGAUUUUCCCUCAGUCGCUGCUAUGCCAGAACAAGCACACUGUGGGGCGUCCGGACAAUUAAGAACAGAAUGAAACUAUGAUUCUUUUUAUAUCUUUGAGGUGUCACUGCGACGACAUGUGUUCUUGCAAUCAAUAAAGAGUCCACGACCGUGAACAGCGACCCAAAUUCUGUCGCAAGGUUUCAGCUGCUGCAUGGAGCACCGAUCCACAGUAGCUUGGGGCAUCUCCAAAGAAGAUUCACAAUUAUACUCGCGGCCUUCCGGUGUCAUUCUAUUUUGAUUGCUAUAACGUAAAGGGCCUUUUCCAGCUCUCUUUCGAAUGUCUUCAUUUCAAUCCCACCUUGGCAGUACACAUGUGUCUGAGACUGGAUAUUCACUAUUUCAUUCGUACUCAACUGUGUUCAGAAUCGACGUGCUAAUUUGUCUGGUUUUCUUAAUUUUGUAGAUCAC
Messenger RNA from Marchantia polymorpha subsp. ruderalis, 1696 nucleotides. The record is from the annotation of a GenBank genome assembly. Lineage: Eukaryota; Viridiplantae; Streptophyta; Marchantiopsida; Marchantiales; Marchantiaceae.